ACUGAAAGUAAACUUGUUUCUUAGGAAACGACCACACACCUCCGCUCCUCAUUUCUCUGCAAACAGCGACACGUUUCUGUGCUUUUAGAAAUGGCGUCCAGCAGCAGUCUGUUAUCUGAGGAGCAGUUUCUUUGUCCCAUCUGUCUGGAUGUGUUCACUCGCCCUGUUUCCACCCCAUGUGGACACAACUUCUGCAUGUCCUGCAUCACGAGCUACUGGGACAACGCCACGUUCUCCCAGUGUCCCGUCUGUAAGGAGCAGUUUCAAAGGAGACCCGAUCUCAAGGUGAACACUUUCAUUUCGGAGCUGGCGUUACAGUUGGUGUCGCUUCAAGUGACAGAUGCUCGCGUCUGGAGCGCUGAUCCGCAGCAGGUCAACUCCGGCAGCGUUGUGCUUUGUGAUAUUUGCACCGACGCCCAGAAAGAAGCCGUCAAAUCCUGUCUGGAGUGUCAGACUUCGUACUGCGACGUUCACCUCGAGCCUCAUCACCGAGCCGCCGGGCUGAAGAGACACACGCUGCUGGAGCCGUCGCCGAGUCUCGACGACAGGAUCUGCAAAGAACACAACAGGGUCCUGGUGCUGUUCUGCAGAGACGACAACGCUCUGCUGUGCGACGUCUGCUCCAGCUCACGACACAGGAGGCACAACGUGGUUCCUGUGCAGCGAGCGUACGAAAGGAUGAAGGACGAGGUGGAGAACACGGAGGCCAAAGUGCAGCAGAUGAUCCAGGAAAGGCUCCACAAGGUGCAAAGCAUGACGGAGUCAGUAAAGCAAAGCAAGACGGAAAGUGAGAAGGUGAUCGCAAACGGCAUGCAGGACUUCACAGUGCUGGUGUUUGAGAUCCAGAAGAGCCAGGCGGAGCUCAUCAGGGUGGUCGAGGAGAAGCAGAAAACAGCAGAGCAGCAAGCUGAUGGGUUCAUUAGCGAGAUGCAGCGCGAGGUCAAAGAGCUGCAGAGGACGACGGUGAAGCUGAGGGAGCUGAAACAGACCAGAGACCAGCUCCGGUUCCUCCAGAGCUGCUCCAACACAUCCCUCCUGCCCCACACCAUGGAUCUGUCCACUGUCAGCUCUAACAAGCACCUGGAGAUGCAGCAGUUUGGUAAAUCUUUGAGGAAAGCAGUGUCUCAGCUGCGAGUGUCACUGGAUAAAAUGAACACAGAAAUCAGCAGAUUCUCCAGCAGCGCUGACGCGUCCGACGCCGCCACGCUGAGAUACAUGCAGCAGUAUGAGGUGAACAUAGUGCUCGAUCCUGACUCAGCUCAUCCUAUGCUCUGUUUAUCUGAUGACGGGAAGCAGGUGAGAUACAACAUGGGCUCAGAAGUGUGGGCGGGUCAGUUCCUGAACCUGAACAUGUUCACCUCGCAUCUCGCAGUUCUGGGACGGAGAGGCUUCUCGUCCGGCAGGUUUUACUUUGAGGUCUGCACGAGUCAAAAGACUGAGUGGUGUCUGGGUGUGGCCACGGCGUCCAUCCAGAGGAGAGGAGCUCUAGUUCGGAGUUCCUGCUGUGGACUCUGGGCCAUCUGGUUCCUCAUAGAUAAGUUUGAAACCUUCACUUGUCCAGAUGUGCCCGUACACGUGGGCAAAGUGGGGAGAGUUGGAGUGUUUGUGGAUUAUAACAAAGGUGAAAUAUCGUUUUAUGACGUCAAAACCGAAACGCUCAUUUACUCCUUUACUGAGUGUUCAUUUACUGAGGAGCUCUAUCCAUACUUUAAUCCCUGCGAUAAUGAAUUUGGUUCUAACCUGGAGCCACUGACAAUUGUACCCGUUUGUCAUAUAGAGUGAACAGAGGAUUAAGACGCUCAAUCAUGUAGGUUAAAACUCUGAACGCAAAGUAGUUCAAGGGCAUUUUUUGCUCAUUUUUACUCACUGUAAGCUCAUUUUUUGCUGCACCAUAAAGCCCUGUACCUCUGACAACAAAACCAUAGGUAAAAGUAGAGAAAACUACAAAUAUAUUCAAUGCACUAUACCAAAGCUAUAUUACCAUACAUUUAAAGUUAAAGUUAUCUUUUUGUAUUUUUCAAUAAUUGAAAAAACUUUUUCUUUUUUUUUUUUACUGGGCACCUGCACUGGGGAAAUUUCUACUUAUAGGUGUUUCCCUAUUUACAUUUUAGUUAUGUUUCCACACUUCUAUUUUCUCUGCGUGAACACAGCCCACAGUUCAACCUAGUUUAGCCAAAAAGUCCCUGAAUUUUUGUUUGUUUGUUUCGUCAGUUUCAGCAGAGUCAUUGUGGAUUCACAGUUGCAACCAAGGAGUCUGGAAUUUCGUUUUGUUUUUUACAGAAUCUGUCAAUGCAAACAGUUUAUGUUUAGUGAAAUUUUAAAUGAGACAUGUAGAAUAAAGAUAUUUUGCUGAAUUUUAUCUUGAUUUUAAGGUUAGAUUUAGUUCAGUUUUCCUUUGGACCGUUCAAGGACUGUCAGAAAGUUUAAAAAGCCAACCAAUUUUUUACUGUUUUUGCAGUUUCUUGGUUGUUUGGUGAAUUUUUACAGAUAAGACACCUUUCAAACCAGCAGGUGGUUUAUCAGAUUCAGGUGGUUAAUUACAAAAAUUCUGCCUUUUUGAAGUGAUAUCUUCAAUUAAAGCUAUAAAAACUAGGUAAAGUAUUGAAGUGGAUGAACAGAAGAGUGCCUUGAAUGCAAACCGAGUCUUUCAAAUGGAUCCAAAGAGGAGAUUUACACAGAAUGAAAGCAGUUUGACUGCAAACGUUUGCCUCCAUCAUUACCUUGAUGAAUUAUUUACCUGUGAGAGAUUGUAAUUGAGUGAGUUAACAAAGCAGGGGAGCGUAAAUUAUUAAAUAAAUGAAAUGAAUCAGGUGGGGGAAGGAAGAGAUAAAAAAAGGAAAUAGAUAAGAGAAAUGAAAAAGAGCAGUGAUGAUAAGAAGGUGUUCCUGUUUGAUUAAAUGCUAGUAAGUCUAUCAAUGUUUAUUUUAACGAGGGGAAAUAUGCAAAUACAUCUGAGAAUAUGGACAAAGCUGCUGUCAUUUCUGGUUGAAAAGUGCCUUGCAGGUUUUGUGUUUACUCAUGAUUUAAAGAUUUUGUGUAUUGAUUAGUUGUUUUCAGCUUUACACGUGUUUUUUUGCCUUCUAUAAGCAGGAAACAAACUAUUAUUCAGAUGCAACAGAUAAAGUCUCAGUAGAUGGAAAUAAAAAGAGUGAUGACUGAGUUCAGUUUAGCUGCUUCAGUUUUUACAGAGAAGAGAACGGAGCCAUUAAUAUGAGCAUGUUUUUCCUUUUGUUCACUGUGAGGAGGGUCUAAGUUCUAUAAAACCACAUUUAUUUAAAGGCUAUUUCACUAAGCAUGCUCACUUAUAUAAAUAGUUAAAAUGGUUUUUUUUUAAUUGUUUGUUUUUUUGUGUACGGGUGGAUUAAAGUAGUGCACGGACUGAAUUAAAACAUAAAAUGUAAACCUGCAUCACAUUUUUUCAGAGAUGUAGAUCCUAAUUACUGAAUGAAUGUCAGUGUUGUUAUAUUAAAAAAAUGCUCUGUAUACACUACAUUUCAACAGAAUAGCUCUUAAGUUCAGCAAGAACGCAUGAAGUCAUUGACACAAGUCAUUUAUGUUCUAUUAUAAUGUCUUUAUCCUGUUUUCAAGAUUUUUUUUGUUUGAUUUUGAUUCUUGGUUGUUAAAAUAAAAGCUGUUAAAAUAUGAAAACAUU
Amphiprion ocellaris (clown anemonefish) is the source of this 3652-nucleotide messenger RNA. Its product is annotated as E3 ubiquitin-protein ligase TRIM21-like. The record is from RefSeq and is a predicted model, not a curated record. Bases 91 to 1782 code for a protein of 563 amino acids. Lineage: Eukaryota; Metazoa; Chordata; Actinopteri; Pomacentridae. The transcript has 2 exons. Gene Ontology annotation, molecular function: protein binding; zinc ion binding.